Messenger RNA from Pyricularia oryzae 70-15, 1222 nucleotides. RefSeq lists its product as uncharacterized. NCBI's taxonomy places the organism in Eukaryota, Fungi, Ascomycota, Sordariomycetes, Magnaporthales, Pyriculariaceae. Gene Ontology annotation, cellular component: endoplasmic reticulum membrane. The record is from RefSeq and is a predicted model, not a curated record. Gene Ontology annotation, molecular function: 3-hydroxyacyl-CoA dehydratase activity. Bases 112 to 804 code for a protein of 230 amino acids. The transcript is spliced from 2 exons. Gene Ontology annotation, biological process: fatty acid elongation; sphingolipid biosynthetic process; very long-chain fatty acid biosynthetic process.
CCAACACUUUUUUUGUGGUCUCAACCUUUGUGAAGUUGUGAACCCAGCGCGCGCAUAUACUGUUAUUGCAAAAUCAACCACAACUACGACUGCACCAUUCGUGCGAUCACGAUGGCAACCAAGAAGCAGUCCCCAGCGGCUGUCAGCGCUGCACCCAAAUCUGCCAAGAAAACGUCAUCCCCCAUUGCCGACGGCUAUCUCUUCUUCUACAAUGCCGCCUCGGCAAUCCUCUGGGCCGCAGUCCUGGGCCGCGUGCUCCUGACGAACUACCUGCAGGGCCCCGAAUUUGUCCCGUUGGUUGUUAUGGACUUUGCGCGCUGGACACAGACCCUCGCGGGUCUCGAGAUCCUCCACGUCGCUAUUGGCCUCGUACGAACGUCCCUCAUCACCACCGCUAUGCAGGUUGGCUCUCGCUACCUCCUUGUCUGGGGUGUCGUCUGGCUCUUCCCUUCGGUCGCCACCAGCCCAGGCUACUCGAGCAUGCUUUCCGCCUGGGCCACAACCGAGGUCAUCCGCUACACGUACUUUGCUCUGCUGCUGGCCGGCGUUGACGCCCCCGGCCUCGCUUGGCUGCGCUACAGCACCUUCAUCGUCCUCUACCCCGUCGGUAUUCUGAGCGAGUGCUGGAUGAUGUGGCUUGCCGCCACUAGCCGCGCCGAGGUCACCCACCCGCUGCUGCCGACCGUAUACUACAUCAUUCUGUUCGUUGUCUACCCGCCUGGAUCAGUCCACAUGUACUCGCACAUGUGGAAGCAGAGGUCCAAGGUUCUGAGCAAGGCCAAGAACCACGAGAAGGCCAACUAGACGGAUGUAGGAACAAAUGAGCAACGAUGCAAGGUGAAUUGCGGGGGAUAUAGAAUGUCCACAGGGACAACAUAGGCGGGUGCAUUUAUGGUAUCUAAAAGUAUACAUCCUAGACAAAAAGCUAUUUCCUUUAGGGUUGGUUGUAGAGCGAUUGUAGCAUAAGGAAUGUCAUGCGACUCUUUGACACUGACGAGUGUGCCCAACACCUACUAUAAUUCUAUCUUGGCGGGCUCCUCUGCGCUAGACUCAUACCAGUCGUUCUUUGCCCAAGAAGUAAUGAGCUCAGCCGCAUCUGUCUUGAGCUUUUCAAAUCCAGGGUUCUGAGGCUUUUCAAACAUUGCUGUACAUGCCACAUGGUUAGAUUAUUACCAGCAGGAAUGCAAGACGCUUGACGACGAGAUAGACUUACACGUAUGAG